Pogona vitticeps (central bearded dragon) is the source of this 4836-nucleotide messenger RNA. NCBI's taxonomy places the organism in Eukaryota, Metazoa, Chordata, Lepidosauria, Squamata, Agamidae. The record is from RefSeq and is a predicted model, not a curated record.
GCAGGAGGCCUGGAGGAGGGUGUUGCCGAUGUGGUUUCUUGAUGCCCUCUGCCUACUGGUGUCGGUGGAGAGGAGAAGAUCACAGACCACGAGCCUUCUGUUGCUGAGACCAGCAUUUUUAACCCUUCUCCGUCAUACCUGCUCCACUGACUCACCUAUCAAGCAGGAACGUCCUGGACCUUCCAAUCCAUACUGUGCAUUUUGGGAAUUGGUGCAACAUCAUCCUUUAAGAGCUGUAGAAGGUUGUGCCCUCUCAAGUGAAAGAUGGCUGUGUUGCGACAAUUUGGAUUUCUUCUCUGGAAGAACUACAUCUUGCAGAAGCGUCAGAUUUUGGUGACGGUCAUUGAGAUCUGCCUGCCGCUGCUGUUUGCUGCGAUCCUCAUUGCCCUCCGACAGCGUGUGCACUCCGUCAGCCACCCUAAUGCCACCAUCUACCAAACCGAGGAUGUGGACGAGCUGCCUUUGUUCUUCCAGCACUGGCACCCUCGUCCCUGGGAGCUGGCCUACGUCCCGUCGAACAACACCGCGGUGGAGACGGUGGUCGAGGGAGUGAUUGAGACCUUGCGGAUCGGCCGUGUCAAUAUCAAAGCUCGAGGCUUCUUAUCGGAGCUGGACUUCGAAAACUACAUCCGGUUCAAUAACCAUUCUGGCAACAUUUUGGCUGGGCUCGUUUUUGAAAACUGCUUGGCUUACAGUCAGGAGCCCUUGCCAACCCAGGUUAGUUACCAGCUACGUUUCAAAUACAGUCCUAGGAACGCCCCUCCAAGCGAACAGACAGGCCUGAACCCCAAUCUGGACCGGGACUGGCGCACCAGCUACCUUUUCCCACUCUUUCAGUUACCUGGACCCAGAGAAGCCAAGUGGGAAGAUGGAGGCAUGCCCGGUUACUAUCGGGAAGGUUUCUUGGGCGUACAGCACAUUGUGGACAAGGCAAUCAUCCAGUACCACACCAACACAUCAUCCGCAGACUUCCUCGACAAGAUCGCCGUGGUGGUUCAGCGCUUUCCUUACCCGCCUUAUGUCAACGACCUUUUUGUCCUGGCUAUUCAAACCCAGCUUCCACUGCUGCUUAUGCUGAGCUUUACCUAUACCUCGCUGAACAUUGUCCGGGCGGUGGUGCAUGAGAAGGAGAGGAAACUGAAGGAGUACAUGCGCAUGAUGGGGCUUAGCAACUGGCUGCACUGGAGUGCCUGGUUUCUGAUGUUCUUCCUCUUCCUCUUGGUGUCGGUCUUCUUCGUCACUGUCCUCUUCUGCGUCAAGGUGAGCGAGCAAGGAGCGGUGCUGACAAGCAGCGACCCUACGCUGGUGUUCACUUUCCUGACUGUCUUCUCCGUCUCAACGAUCUCUUUCAGCUUCAUGGUCAGCACUUUCUUCUCCAGAGCAAAUAUUGCCGCCGCUGCUGGGGGUUUCCUCUAUUUUCUCUCCUACAUUCCCUACUUCUUUAUCGCACCCCGUUAUGACCUCAUGAGUCACAGCCAGAAGAUUUCCUCCUGCCUCAUCUCCAACGUUGCUAUGGCCAUGGGGGCGCAGCUAAUUGGCAUGUUUGAAGGGAAAGGCACCGGCUUGCAGUGGAAAGAUCUGAUGAAGCCGGUCAGUGUAGACGACAACUUCACUUUGGCUCACGUGCUGGGGAUGCUUCUCCUCGACUCUGUGCUGUACGGCUUGGUGGCUUGGUACGUGGAGGCGGUUUUUCCAGGAGAGUACGGCAUCCCCCAGCCUUGGUACUUCUUCCUCAUGCCUUCGUAUUGGUCCGGAACUCCCCAGACAGUUCUCGGAAAAGAGAAGGAAGAGGAGGAGGAUCCAGAAAAAGCUCUGAAAAGCCACUACAUCGAGGAGGAGCCAUCCGAUCUGGUGUCGGGGAUCAAAAUCAAACAUCUCUCCAAGGUAUUCCAGGUCGGUGGCAAGACGAAAGAAGCAGUACGAGACCUGACCCUUAACAUGUACGAGGGGCAAAUCACGGUACUCCUGGGGCACAAUGGUGCCGGGAAAACAACCACUCUGUCCAUACUCACAGGACUGUAUCCUCCGACGAGUGGCCAGGCUUACAUCAACGGGUACGAGAUUUCUCAGGACAUGGUGCUGAUUAGAAAAAGCCUGGGCCUUUGUCCUCAACACGAUGUCCUUUUUGACCACAUGACGGUGGAAGAGCACCUCUACUUCUACUCUGGGCUGAAAGGAUUCCCUGCAGAGAAAUGCAUGGAGGAGAUCAGUCGCAUCCUGGACAUCCUCAACCUGCAGGAGAAACGCUUCUGCCUUUCCAAGGCCUUGUCCGGAGGGAUGAAACGGAAGCUUUCCAUUGGCAUUGCGCUCAUUGGGGACUCCAAGGUGGUGAUGCUGGAUGAGCCGACGUCGGGGAUGGACCCUGUUUCUCGCCGAGCCACCUGGGACCUCUUGCAGCAACAGCGGAGCAGCCGCACCAUCCUGCUCACCACCCAUUUCAUGGACGAGGCAGAUCUGCUGGGGGACCGCAUCGCCAUCAUGGCUAAAGGAGAGCUGCAGUGCUGUGGGUCCUCCCUCUUCCUCAAGCACAAGUAUGGGGCAGGCUACCACAUGGUGAUGGUGAAGGAGCCCUGCUGUAACAUUGGAGAUAUCUCUCGUCUCAUCCACCACUACGUCCCCAAAGCCACGCUGGAAAGUAACGCUGGGGCUGAGCUCUCCUUCAUCCUCCCCAAGGAGAGUACGCACAGGUUUGAGGCUCUGUUCACGGAGCUGGAACUGAGGCGGGAAGAGCUGGGCAUUGCGAGUUACGGAGCUUCGGUCACCACCAUGGAGGAAGUUUUCCUCAGAGUGGGCAAACUAGUAGAUUCCAGUAUGGAUAUUCAGGCCAUCCAGUUGCCAGCACUGCAGUACCAGCACGAGCGGCGGUCCAACGACUGGGCGGUGGACGAUUCCAGCAGCUUGAGUGGGAUGACGGACAUGACGGACGACAGCGGAGCGCUCAUCACGGAGGACUGCUCCAACAUCAAGCUGAACACAGGGUUCUACCUCUGCUGCCAGCAGUUCUAUGCCAUGUUCAUGAAGAGGGCCAUGUACAGUUGGCGGAACUGGAAGAUGGUGGUCGCUCAGUUCCUGGUGCCUCUGAUCUUCACUGCCUUUGCCCUGGUGGUGGCCAAGACUUUCCCGGGGCCUCAGGACUCUUCCCUGCUGAAGCUGACCUUAACUCCGUACGGCAGGACGACCGUGCCUUUCUCCAUUCCUCAAGGAUCCAGCCUGGCCCAGAGAAUAGCAGCGCAGUAUCAGGAGGUGGUUGAGGCCCAGCAUCAAGAGCCGUUAGAGGUGGUAGGAAACCUGCAGGAAUACCUGAUUUCGCGAGCCUCGGAUGAGGGGGGAGCCUUUAACGAGCACUACAUCGCGGCAGCUUCUUUUGAGGAGAUGGAGGACCAGAUGCAGGCCACGGCUCUCUUCAACAACCAGGCGUAUCACUCGUCAGCCGCAGCACUGCUGUUGGUAGACAACGCCUUGCUGAAGCUGCUGGCAGGCCCGAACUCUUCCAUCACAGUUUCUAAUUAUCCACAGCCCCGCAACAUGAUGGAGACAGCGAAGGACCAGCUGAUGGAAGGCCAGACGGGCUUUGCCAUCGCGAUCAACCUGCUCUAUGGGAUGGCAUCCUUGUCUAGCACCUUCGCCCUCCUCUUGGUCAGCGAGCGGGCCAUCAAAGCCAAGCAUGUCCAGUUCGUCAGCGGGGUCUACGUCGUCAGCUUCUGGCUCUCUGCCCUCCUGUGGGAUCUCAUCAACUUCCUCGUCCCCUGCGUGCUCAUGCUGGUUGUAUUCCAAGCCUUUGACGUCAAAGCUUUCACCCAGGACAGCCAUCUUGUGGACGUGAUGCAGAUCUUCCUCCUCUACAGCUGGGCCAUCAUCCCCCUCAUGUACCUGCUGAGCUUCUUCUUCUCUGUGGCAGCCACAGCUUACACUCGCCUCACCAUUUUCAACAUCUUCUCGGGCACAGCCACCUUCUUGGCCGUCACCAUCAUGAGCAUUCCAGAGCUUGGAAUGGUAGAGCUCUCAAAAACGCUGGAUAAAAUCUUCUUGAUCCUCCCCAACUAUUGCUUGGGGCAAAGCAUCAGUGUGUUCUACCAAAAUUACGAGUUCAUGCAGUUCUGCACGUCGUCUUUCGAGGCCGGCAUCAUCUGUAGAAUGUUAAAUAUCACCUACCAGUCCAAUUACUUUGCUUGGGAUAGCCCCGGGAUUGGCAAGUACUUGACGUCCAUGGCUGCGCAGGGGCUCAUCUUCCUCCUCCUCCUCUUCCUCAUUGAGACCAAUCUCCUUUGGAGCCUGCGGAACCUUCUCUGUGGUGUGCACCGGAGGCGGAAAUGGGUGAUGUUGCUGAACAAUGUCCCUCUGCUGCCGGAAGACCGAGAUGUUGCAGAUGAGCGGAAGAAGGUCUUAGAGUCUCCGACGGCAUCGCUUUCAUCUCUCAACAGUCCUCUAGUCAUCAAGGAGCUCACUAAGGUGUACAGUAGCAGGGACUUGUGUUUGGCGGUGGACAGAAUUUCCCUGGCCGUCAACAAGGGCGAAUGCUUUGGCCUGCUUGGUUUCAACGGGGCAGGCAAAACCACCACCUUUAAGAUGCUGACGGGAGACGAGAGUAUCACGUCGGGAGAUGCUUAUGUAGAUGGGCACAGUAUCCUGGCCAAUAUCAAAAAGGUCCAGCAGCGGAUUGGCUACUGCCCUCAGUUUGAUGCCCUUCUGGAUCACAUGACUGGGAGGGAGACCUUGAGCAUGUAUGCCCGACUGCGGGGCAUCCCCGAGCGUUACAUCGGCAGUUGUGUAGAAAACAUGCUCCGAGGUUUGCUGUUGGAACCGCACGCCAACAAGCUGGUCCGGAUGUACAGGUGA